Coregonus clupeaformis (lake whitefish) is the source of this 4072-nucleotide messenger RNA. RefSeq names its product WD repeat-containing protein 20-like. Bases 66 to 1964 code for a protein of 632 amino acids. Gene Ontology annotation, molecular function: protein binding. The record is from RefSeq and is a predicted model, not a curated record. Lineage: Eukaryota; Metazoa; Chordata; Actinopteri; Salmoniformes; Salmonidae. The transcript has 4 exons.
UCCAGGGUUUAUACACAUAAUUCGUAAGAUCCGGGUUUUGGACAGGAUGAACGCCAAUUUCCAAGAUGGCGGCGGAGGGAGGAGGGAAGGAGAUGAACGAAAUUAAAACUCAAUUCACCACUCGGGAAGGUGUCUAUAAACUCCUCACUCACUCCGAAUAUAGCCGCCCUAACAGGGUGCCUUUUAAUUCACAGGGCUCAAAUCCGGUGAAAGUCUCCUUCGUGAACGUGAACGACCAGUCGGGCAACGGCGACAGAAUCUGUUUCAAUGUGGGCCGGGAACUGUACUUUUAUAUCUACAAAGGCGUAAGAAAGGCUGCUGACCUGAGCAAGCCCAUAGACAAGAGGAUCUACAAAGGAACGCAGCCCACGUGUCAUGACUUCAACCCCCUCACGGCCACGGCAGAGAGUGUCUCCUUGCUGGUGGGCUUCUCGGCUGGCCAGGUACAGCUCAUCGACCCUAUCAAGAAGGAGACCAGCAAGCUCUUCAAUGAGGAGAGACUGAUAGACAAGUCUCGUGUGACGUGUGUGCGGUGGGUCCCUGGCUCAGAGAGCCUCUUCCUGGUGGCUCACUCCAGCGGCAGUCUCUACCUGUACAACGUGGAGCACACCUGUGGCACCACGCCACCCCACUACCAGCUCCUCAAACAGGGCGAUGGCUACGCUGUGCACACCUGCAAAAGCAAGUCUGCCCGCAACCCCCUACUGCGCUGGACGGUGGGUGAGGGGGCGCUCAACGAGUUUGCCUUCUCCCCCGAUGGGAAGUUCCUGGCGUGUGCCAGUCAGGACGGCUUCCUGCGCGUGUUCGGCUUCGACGCGGCCGAGCUUCAUGGCACCAUGAAGAGCUACUUCGGUGGGCUGCUCUGUGUGUGCUGGAGUCCGGACGGACGCUACAUAGUGGCUGGGGGGGAGGACGACCUGGUGACAGUCUGGUCCUUCUCAGACUGCAGGGUGAUUGCCAGGGGCCACGGCCACAAGUCGUGGGUGAGCGUAGUGGCGUUCGACCACUGUACGACCAGCGUGGAGGACAGCGACCCUCCCGCCGAGUUCAGUGGGAGCGAUGAGGAGUUCCACGAGCAGAUCCAUUUUGCAGGGGGGCGGGACCGGGCCAACAGCUCCCAAUCACAUCUCUCCAAGAGGAAUUCUACAGACGGCAGGCCGGUCAGCGUGACCUAUCGCUUUGGUUCGGUGGGCCAGGACACCCAGCUGUGUCUGUGGGACCUGACUGAGGACAUCUUGUUCCCCCACCUGCCCUUGUCACGCACCAGGACUCACACUAACGUCAUGAGUGCCACCAGCCCCCCAGCUACUGGGGCGACCUCUACUACUACUACUUCUACUUCUACUACUACUACUUCUACUACUGCUACUACUAACCCACCUGGCACCAAUGGCAACAACACCAUGAGCAGUAGUAGUGGUAACAGUGGCGCCCCCGCUAACUCACUCCCCGCCCCUCUGCCGCGCUCCAACAGCUUGCCGCACUCCUCCGGCCCUGCAGGUGGCAGCACCACGCCUAACAGCCACAUGAGCAGCAAAGGAAGCAGCAUCAUAGACAGCGCCUUCAUCGCCACGGGUGUCAGCAAGUUUGCCACACUGUCGCUGCAUGAAACACGCAAGGAGCGCCACGAGAAGGACCACAAACGCAACCACAGCAUGGGCCACAUCAGCAGCAAGAGUAGCGACAAGCUCAACCAGCUGAGCUCUGCGGCGCGGACAGCCAAGGCGGAUGCCGCUAAGACUCUGGGCACGCUGCUGUGCCCCCGCAUGGAGGAGGUUCCUCUGCUGGAGCCACUGGUGUGUAAGAAGAUCGCUCAUGAGAGACUCACUGUGUUAAUCUUCCUGGAGGACUGUCUGGUCACAGCCUGCCAGGAGGGCUUCAUUUGCACAUGGGCCAGACCUGGGAAAGUGGGCUUACUGCCAUCUCAGAACCCGGCCAACUCUCCUAGUGGGACUGUAGUAUAGCCCUGGUGCUAGUGCUGUUAAACUUAACCAAGCUCCACCAGACCACAGACACAGGACGGGACAGGAUGACCUGGCCACCCCUCGCCACAGCCCUGUAGUGCUGUUCUUCACUCUCUCACACCUUCACCACCACUGAAGGUCUCUUUUCGUUCUGUUCAUCUUUAGAUAGAAAGAUAGAUAGCUAACGUGGGCCAGUGAGGGUAAAUGGAGUGGCCCAGAGUCUGAAAGGGGUGUAAAGGAUCAUGCAGGAAGCGUGUUGUUCAGGGACAGGAGGCUGGCUGGGCUGUGUUUAAUUUGUUUCCACCUCUCUUCCUCUCUAGCCCGGUCCAGAAACAACCCCUAGCCACUACUACCUCCAAGACACUUUGUGUAGAUCUGAAAGACUUGGUUAUGUUUAAUCAAUAUGGUAGUAGCCACAUUUCUUCCCCUAUCCAGUCCACAGAUCUACCAGAGUGCCUAGGGGUUAGGGGGUGUUUUGGGACAGGUGCUAUCUCUUCUCGCUAGUCCCUCAUCCCUGACUAACCCUGGUGCAGUUUGAUCUCAUGUUCACAGCAAAGGGAGACCGGAGCAGUUCGCUUCCUUUUAACUACAAGAAAAAAAAAAAGUUUUUAAUUUAAAUCAGAACAUCAUAGCUUGAGUAUUUUGCACUGAUUUUUUUUCUUCUUCUUGUUUCUGUUUUCUGUUAAUUUUUAAUUCAUAAUGAUGAUGGGACAAAAAAACAAGAUGUUUUUCAGACAGCCUUUGGAUGCACUUGGGUUGCGGCGAGGCAUCUCUCUGUCUGGAUGCUGCAAUCAUAGGGUUUUAAAGAAGGAGAAAAAAGAGAAUUGUUUGCACUUAAUAGUUAGAAGAGAAUGGCUUUACAAUUUUGGAGUGUGCAAGGACUCCCCUGACAAGGUUGUUAAAAAUAGAAAUAAAACCUUUUAUAUCUAUUGAACAUUUAUUUUAAUAUUAUUUCAGAUUUAAAAAUGGGCUCUGUAUUAUAUGUAAAUAUUGUACUUCAAUGAUUUAUGGGUGAAAUGAUCAUUAUUACACAAGUUGGAAGUUCUUCAUUUCAGAAAAUAGUGAUAUUUCUAAUGCAGAAUAUAUAUACAUAAUAAUAUUAAAAAUUAAUCUUGAAUAUGCAGGUUGUUUUUUCUUUUCUGUUGUACAUAAAGAGAAUUCAGGUGUAUUUUUCUUAAUGAAAUGUUUGGUUGUCUCCAUGGAAACCUCUAUCUAAUAGGUAGUGCUGAAAGCUAGCCUGUCGCUGCAGACCACUCUAUGUCGACAGGUAUGUCCAGUCCCAAAUCCACCCCUGUACCCUGUGCACUUGUGGAGACCCGGAUUAGGUAGGUAUGGGCAAUGUAGAAAUAGCUCCACCUUUCCCUGAAAGACUUGAUUCAAUUUUCACCAUAUUGCUUAUAUAUCUGUCCAGUCCUCUCAGAUCUGCACAAGGGCACAGGUCGUAGGUGCUAGAGGUUGAUUUAGGACCGGGCCGUAGGCUAAGAUAGGAGCCGUCUAAUUCAGCCAUCACUCAGAGCUCAGGUAAAACACGGAAGACUACUGCUGACAUAGUACUCUCACCCAUUAAUAGGCACCAGUACACGAAACAUCUGUGUGAAUUCACUUACCUACCUAGUAUAUAACAAAUAUGACUGAACCGGUGUUAUGGUUGUGUGUGGACUAUGGCGCUACGUGAGGUAUGACGACAGGACUGAUGUCGAAAAUGUGUGUGAACCAGACAACUGACACUGUGUUUAUAAACGUCAAUACUUGAUGGUGGUAUGAGUGCUGGGGCUAUCUCAGGGGAGUGAAACAUUGCAAAAUGUUCACAUUGAAAUGUAUUGUGUAAAAAGAUAUGAAUCGAAUCAUCUAUUCAUUACAUUUCUAAAAGCUUCGUAGCACUAAGGUCAUCUUUCAACCAUUACCUACAAUGGACUUCUAUAAGGAUGAUCUUAGCUCUACGAAGCUUCCGGGAAAUUCUCCCCUGAAUGUUUCACCUCCCUGAAGCCACCCCAAGAGAAGAGGGAGUGUGUGAAGCACCCAGGUAGGCAGUGGAAGGAUUCUCCAAGGUCUAACAGUGGGAGUGUUUUUUUUCUCCAUGUGACUCCUAUUAAACAGCUUUGACAGAC